Molecule: messenger RNA, 1144 nt
Organism: Tarenaya hassleriana
Lineage: Eukaryota; Viridiplantae; Streptophyta; Magnoliopsida; Brassicales; Cleomaceae
Product: chloroplast processing peptidase
Exons: 5
Coding region: 64-993 (309 amino acids)
Biological process (GO): thylakoid membrane organization
Cellular component (GO): chloroplast thylakoid membrane
Molecular function (GO): serine-type endopeptidase activity
Source: RefSeq, a predicted model, not a curated record
CGUUAAAAAAAAAUUAGAUUUAAGACCUCUCUCAGGAAAAGAUUGAAUCUUCCGAUAGCGGAGAUGAUGAUGAUAAGUCUUCACCUCCCGUCUCCUCCGCUGUCUCCGCAAAUCUUUGAUUCCAGCUCAAAAUUUUUCAAAAACCCUAAACCCAUUAUCGUCCAUCUUCUCCCGAAUUCGAAAGCCCUGAAAUUUCCCCGCAGCAAUCCCAUUUUCAACAACCCGGGAAGAAUCCUUAACCGUGAAACCGAGUCACGGAGGCUGCGUUGUAACGGGGUCAAAGAUUCCGGCGAGAUUACGAAGUCGGCUCCGCCGGUGGACUCUGGUGGGGGUAGCGGUGGUGGAGGUGGAGACGGCGGAGGCGGAAAUGGGGACGACGGCGAGGUGGAGGGGAGAAAUGGGUUUUUGCCGGAGUGGCUGAAUUUCUCGACGGAUGAUGCCAAAACCGUGAUCGCGGCGGUGGCAAUAUCGCUGGCUUUUCGGUCUUUUAUUGCAGAACCAAGAUACAUUCCUUCCUUGUCCAUGUAUCCUACGUUUGAUGUCGGAGACAGAAUUGUUGCAGAAAAGAUCACUUAUCGUUUCAGGAAGCCAUGUGCGAAUGAUAUCGUAAUCUUCAAAAGUCCGCCGGUUCUUCAGGAAGUAGGGUAUACCGAUGAGGACGUGUUCAUUAAACGGAUUAUUGCGAAAGAAGGCGAUAUUGUUGAGGUGCAUGAUGGGAAACUUAUGGUCAAUGGCGUUGUUCGGAGUGAAAACUUUGUCUUAGAGCCUCCUGGUUAUGAAAUGACAUCCAUUCGUGUGCCGGAAAAUUCGGUCUUUGUGAUGGGUGACAACCGGAAUAACAGCUAUGAUUCACACGUGUGGGGUCCUCUCCCGGCGAAGAAUAUCAUUGGACGUUCAGUUUUCCGGUACUGGCCCCCGAAUAGAAUAGGUGGGACCGUGCUUGAAACCGGCUGUGCUGUCGAUGAAAAGCAGGAGAGCGUUGCAACAUCUUGAAAUGGACGGAGAGAUUUUAGGAUCUAGAGGUCUUAUUGUGCAUAAAGCAAAGAAAAAACGAUGGGAAAAAACCGAUUUUUUUUUUCCUCAAAUGAAAAGCAUUAGAAUUGAAUUGAAAUGGAAUGGAGAAAAAGAGAGAGAGACAGAUCAA